UUCUACAUGAGAUGAGAGUGCUUCACCUCUCAUAAAGAAGAAGAUAUUCUGGAAUUUUAACAAAAUUAAGGAUUACACAUUCUACAAGGAAUACCCCUUAUAUAUUUCCAGCAACAGAAGGAACAGCUGUCUUAAAAUGCAUCAAGGAAAGACACCUCCUGGAAUCAGAUGGCAAGUAAUGAUUUCAUUAUUUUCCUGGCUGUGUCAUUCAGUCUCUGCUCAGAUUCAUUAUUCCAUUGUAGAAGAAAUGAGGAAAGGUUCAGUUGUUGGUGAUUUAGUGAAAGAUCUUGGAAUGAGUGUGCAGGAUAUCACAGCAAGAAAAAUCCGUAUUGUGUCUGAUGUUUCUGAAAAAUAUUUCAGUAUCAAUCUGGAGAGUGGAGACCUUUUUAUUACUGAGAGGAUAGACAGAGAGACAUUGUGUGGGGCUGCAGAUGAUUGUGUCCUAACUUUUGAUGCUGUGGCUGAGAAUCCUUUAAAUGUGUUUAAUGUCAAGAUUGAAAUUCAAGAUAUAAAUGACAAUCCACCCAGAUUUCUCUAUGAAUCAAUUAGGCUAGAAAUAAGGGAAUAUGCUUCACCAGGAGCAAAGUUUGUUUUGCAGAAAGCUGAAGAUUUGGAUAUAGGAAUUAAUACACUAAAAAGCUACCGACUCAGUUCAAAUGAACAUUUUGUCUUAGGAGAAAGGAUAAGCUCUGAUGGCAGCAUAUUUCCUGAACUAGUUCUAGAAAAGCCUCUAGACCGAGAGAAACAAGAUUACCAUGAACUAAUUUUAUCAGCUGUCGAUGGAGGAAAACCUGUACAAACAGGGAGCACACAGAUUAAAAUUGCAGUCAUCGAUAUAAAUGAUAACAGUCCUAUAUUUGAUCAGGAAUUAUAUAAAAUAAGUAUUAAGGAAAAUAUACCAUUGAAUUCAACAGUUCUGAAGGUCAGGGCAACUGAUGAAGAUGAAGGUGUGAAUGGACAGAUUACGUAUUCAUUUAGUACCCUGGCAAAUAAAGAGCCAUCACUUUUUACCAUUGAUCAGCACACUGGCGAGAUCAAAACAUCAAAAGUCUUUCAUGACGGAGACUCCUUAAAGCAUAGAGUUGUGGUCAUAGUAAAAGACAAUGGUCACCCACCCCUCUCUGCUUCUGUGACUCUAAAUCUGUUGAUUGCUGAUAAUUUUCAGCAGAUAAUUCCUGAAAUUAAUAAACAGCCAAGCAAACCGGACUCUCAGUCAAACUUACAAAUGUACCUGGUAAUUGCCUUGGCAUUGAUUUCUUUUCUGUUUGUAUUGACUGUGAUAGUCACUGUUGUCUCCAAAUGCAGAGAGUCCAAAUCUUUGCCUUCCUUGGGACCCGUGAAUACGCACUUAUACCACACUGUAGAUCCCAGAUUCAUUUCCCAGUUUAACAAUGGAACACUACAGCUGCCAUAUACAUACAAUGUUUUUCCAACUUUGGAUUCAAUGGAAAAGGAAUUUGCUUUCCUAAAAACUCAGCAGACUGUUCCGGUUGUUCCUGUAGAUAGACUAAUUGAUGCUGAUGAUUCAGGAAUAGGUCAUGAAAACAUAAGAGACCCUAUACCUGAUGACAGACUUUUUUUGCAGGAUUACACGUUCUAUGAGGAAUUUACCUUAUAUUUUUCCAGCAACAGAAGGAACAGCUGUCUUAAAAUGCAUCAAGGAAAGACACCUCCUGGUAUCAGAUGGCAAGUAAUGAUUUCUUUAUUUUCCUGGUUGUGCCAUUCAGUCUCUGCUCAGAUUCAUUAUUCCAUUGUAGAAGAAAUGAGGAAAGGUUCAGUUGUUGGUGAUUUAGUGAAAGAUCUUGGAAUGAAUGUGAAGGAUGUCAUAGCAAGAAAAAUCCGUAUUGUGUCUGAUGUUUCUGAAAAAUAUUUCAGUAUCAAUCUGGAGAGUGGACACCUUUUUAUUACAGAGAGGAUAGACAGAGAGACAUUGUGUGGGGCUGCAGCUGAUUGUGUCCUGACCUUUGAUGCUGUAGUUGAGAAUCCUUUAAAUGUUUUUAAUGUUAAGAUUGAAAUUCAAGAUAUAAAUGACAAUCCACCAAGAUUUCUCGAUGAAUCAAUUAGGCUAGAAAUAAGUGAAUCUGCUUCACCAGGAGCAAAGUUUGUUUUGCAGAAAGCUGAAGAUUUGGAUAUAGGAAUAAAUACAUUGAAAGGCUACAGACUCAGUUCAAAUAAGCACUUUGUCUUAGGUGAAAGGAUCAGCUCUGAUGACAGUAUAUUUCCUGAACUAGUUCUAGAAAAGCCUCUAGACCGAGAGACACAGAAUUACUAUGAACUAAUUCUAUCAGCUGUCGAUGGAGGAAAUCCUGUACAAACAGGCACUGCACUAAUUAAGAUUGCCAUCACUGAUUUUAAUGAUAAUACUCCUAUAUUUACUCAGGGAUUAUAUAAAAUAAGUAUUAAGGAAAAUAUACCAUUUAAUUCAACAGUACUGAAGGUCAGGGCAACUGAUGAAGAUGAAGGUGUGAAUGCACAGAUUGAAUAUUCAUUUAGUACCGUGACAAAUAACAUUCUUCAGAUGUUUGCAAUUAAUCGCAAAAAUGGAGACAUUACAACAAAGGGACAUUUAGAUUAUGAAAUGAAAAAACGAUAUGAAAUAUCAGUUCAAGCUAAGGAUGGUGGGGGCCUAGCUGCCAAUGCCAAAGUUUUAUUAGAGAUAUUGGAUGAGAAUGACAAUGUUCCUGAGAUAUCCCUCACCUCCCUGUCUUCUCCUAUUCCUGAAGACACAUCACCUGGAACUGUGGUGGCACUGAUUGCAGUUCGUGAUAAAGACUCAGGAGAAAAUGGAGAAGUCCAGUGUCAAAUUAUUGGGGAUAUUCCAUUUCAGUUAGUGUCAUCAGCAAAUAACUUUUAUAAAAUUGUUACAAAAGAUGCUCUGGACAGAGAAAAAAUGCCAUCCUAUAACAUCACCAUUCAAGCAUCUGACAAGGGUUCACCUUCUAUGUCUUCUGUAAAAGUCAUCUAUUUGGACUUGGCGGAUGUUAAUGACAAUGCACCUGUUUUUGAGAAGCAGACUUACGCUGCAUUUGUUCCAGAAAAUAAUUUACCAGGAACUUCCAUAUUCCAUAUUCAAGCAAAAGAUAUUGACAGUGAGGAAAAUGCAAAACUGACUUACUUUGUAGUAAGUAAUGACAAAGAUCCCAUAUCCUUGCACGUAUCCAUUAAUCCAGUGACUGGAGUCAUUUACGCACAAAAGUCAUAUGAUUAUGAGCAACACAGAGAAUUUACCAUUCAAGUCAUUGCUAAAGACAAUGGUUCUCCAUCACUGAACAGCAGCACAACUCUAAAAAUUCAUGUGGUAGACCAGAAUGAUAACCCACCAGUCAUCUUAUACCCACCAACAGACAGUGAUGGCCCUGUCUUUGAGAUGGUGCCUUGGUCCUCUGAACAAGGUUCCUUAGUAUCUAAAGUGGUUGCAGUGGAUGCAGAUUCUGGACACAAUGCUUGGUUAUCUUAUUUUUUGCAAGCUUCUGAGCCAUCACUUUUUACCAUUGAUCAGCACACUGGGGAGAUCAAAACAUCAAAAGUCUUUAAUGAUGGAGAUUCUUUAAAGUAUAGAGUUGUGGCCGUAGUAAAAGACAAUGGUCACCCACGGCUCUCUGCUUCUGUGACUCUAAAUCUGGUGAUUGGUGAUAAUUUUCAGCAGAUAAUUCCUGAAAUGAACAAACAGCCAAGCAAACUGGACUCUCAGUCAAACUUACAAAUGUACCUGGUAAUUGCCUUGGCAUUGAUUUCUUUUCUGUUUUUAUUGACUGUGAUAGUUGCUGUUGUCUCCAAAUGCAGAGAGUCCAAAUCUUUGCCUUACUUUGGACCCGUGAAUACGCACUUAUACCAUACUGUGGAUCCCAGAUUCCUUUCCCAGUUUAACAAUGGAACAUUACAGCUGCCAUACACAUACAAUGUUUUUCCAACUCUGGAUUCAAUGGAAAAGGAAUUUGCUUUCCUAAAAGCUCAGCAGACUGUUGCGGUUGUUCCUGUAGAUAGACUAAUUGAUGCUGAUGAUUCAGGAAUAGGUCAUGAAAACAUAAGAGACCCUAUACCUGAUGACAGACUUUUUUUGCAGGUAUGUUCAAACUAUGCUAUUUAA
Molecule: messenger RNA, 4087 nt
Organism: Nanorana parkeri
Lineage: Eukaryota; Metazoa; Chordata; Amphibia; Anura; Dicroglossidae
Product: protocadherin gamma-B1-like
Exons: 2
Coding region: 137-4087 (1316 amino acids)
Biological process (GO): homophilic cell-cell adhesion
Cellular component (GO): plasma membrane
Molecular function (GO): calcium ion binding
Source: RefSeq, a predicted model, not a curated record